AUGCGUAUUUCUAUCUAUCUAUCUCUCUAUCUAUGCCUAUUUCUAUCUAUCUAUCUAUCUAUGCCUAUUUCUAUCUAUCUAUCUAUCUAUCUAUCUAUCUAUCUCUCUAUCUAUCUAUGCCUAUUUCUAUCUAUCUAUCUAUCUCUCUAUCUAUCUAUCUAUCUAUGCCUAUUUCUAUCUAUCUAUCUAUCUAUCUAUUUCACUCUGUUCAUAUCUAUCUUCUUAAUAAAUAUCUGUAUGAUUGCAACAGGUACUUUUGCCAUCAUAUUUUCUUCGGUCAGAUCUUUCUUUCUUUCUUUCUUUCUUUCUCCUUUUAAUCAUACUUCCAUACUCUUCGGACAUGUCCUACAUUCAUUCUAUCUUUCUUUCUUUCUUUCUUUCUUUCUUUCUUUUAAUUAUACAUUCUAUCAUUUUCUUUCUUUCUCAAAUAUUAACCCGCGACCCCUCUUGCAUUUCUGGCUGGAAAUUCCUUCCUAA
This is a messenger RNA of Acanthosepion pharaonis, 477 nucleotides long. The record is from the annotation of a GenBank genome assembly. Lineage: Eukaryota; Metazoa; Mollusca; Cephalopoda; Sepiida; Sepiidae.